AGGAGGUGUCCGUGUUUCUCCACCUCGCGUCAGGUGUGAUUCGAGGAUGUGGACGCUGUUGUUUUUGGGUGCCUUGAUGGGGGUGUCGGGGUCCCCGGCGACGCCCCCCGCUGCGGCUCAGCAGCUUCAGGCGCUCCACUGCCCCCCCUGCGAGCGGAUCCACUGCUCCACGCGGCGGGCGCUGAAGCUCCAGUGCGCGGGGGGGGUCACGACGGGUGUGUGCGGCUGCUGCCCCGUCUGCGCCAGGGCGGAGGGGGAGACCUGCGGGGGGACGUGGGACUAUCUGGGCAAGUGUGACGAGGGUCUGGUGUGCGUUUACGGGGACACGACAGCUGACCAAGCGCACGCGGAGCGCACAGGCACCUCCAGGGCAGUGAUCGAAUCGCUGGAUCCAGAGAGCUGUCACCCGGAGUGCACCAGGGAAUACUGCCAGGCCAACCCCUCGGAGAUCUGCUCCGCCAGGUCUGUUUCCCUGGAGAAGCGAGCGUGCCAGGGCUCCUGCCAGCACACCUCCUGUUCAAGCUGCCUGCUGCUGAAACCCCCACCCUGCCCCCAGAGCUGCACCGCCUCCCAUUCCCCCUGCUUGCAACGCUUUGGGAAGUGUGUGCACAAUCACCUGAGAGCCACACACAGCCCCGUAUGCCACAACAACCUGCAGACUGAUGGUGUGGGGCAUUUCCUGUGUUUGGUCCCAGCUUGUACAAACACAGCGUAGUAGUUCUCUAUGUAAAGAGAGGAAAUCUGCACUAGUUAAUGUAGCAAAAUAGGAAAAGGCAGCUAUCUGUAAACUGUAUGUAUUACUGGAAUAAUUAUUAUCCAACAUGUAUGCAAUGUGAACCUGAAUAAAAAACCUGUGAAAUGUAA
Molecule: messenger RNA, 864 nt
Organism: Gasterosteus aculeatus aculeatus (three-spined stickleback)
Lineage: Eukaryota; Metazoa; Chordata; Actinopteri; Perciformes; Gasterosteidae
Biological process (GO): regulation of signal transduction; regulation of cell growth
Cellular component (GO): extracellular region
Molecular function (GO): insulin-like growth factor binding
Source: RefSeq, a predicted model, not a curated record